Molecule: messenger RNA, 3885 nt
Organism: Diachasmimorpha longicaudata
Lineage: Eukaryota; Metazoa; Arthropoda; Insecta; Hymenoptera; Braconidae
Gene: Flo2
Product: Flotillin 2
Exons: 7
Coding region: 340-1614 (424 amino acids)
Biological process (GO): regulation of myoblast differentiation; protein localization to plasma membrane
Cellular component (GO): plasma membrane; flotillin complex; cytoplasmic vesicle
Source: RefSeq, a predicted model, not a curated record
UUGUGUGUGCAUUCAUGGCGUCGCUGUGCGUGCUCCUUGUGUUUGGGGGUUUGGGCAGUGGCUUUCGGGUAAUAUUUCCGCGGUGAUUCGGCAUUCACGACGAAAAAGAGAAAAAAAGAGUGUACAAAAAUAAAAAGUGAAGGUUUUGACGUAGUUUACAUCGUGUACGCGGGUUAUAGUUUAGCCGUUCGAUUUCACAUGGGAAUUACAUCUCAUCAGUGACAACAAAAAGAAUCUUAAUUCCGUCAUUAGUUCGGGUCCCGUGAAUCUUGUGUAGUUAUAAUUUUUUGUUCCAUUCAAGGAACAACAGUGUAAGGAUAACAUUUAUCUCCGUUUAUCAUGGGAAACGUACACACUUGCGGUCCAAAUGAGGCUCUUGUUGUAUCAGGAGGAUGCUGUGGCUCCAUGAGGAAACGAACGAUAGUGGGAGGCUACGCCUUCUGCUGGUGGUUCGUCACGGACGUUCAGCGUCUCUCCCUCGAGGUAAUGACCCUGAAUCCCGUGUGUGAGAGUGUGGAAACUGCUCAGGGUGUACCCCUGACCGUAACUGGCGUUGCCCAGUGUAAAAUCAUGAAGGCAGAUGAGCUUCUGCACACCGCCAGCGAACAGUUUCUCGGGAAAAGUGUUCAUGAGAUCAAGUCCACUAUCCUAUCGACACUAGAGGGACAUCUUCGUGCUAUUCUCGGUACACUUUCGGUGGAGGAAGUCUACAAAGAUCGCGACCAAUUUGCGACCCUCGUCCGAGAAGUGGCGGCUCCAGAUGUAGGACGAAUGGGGAUUGAAAUUCUCUCGUUCACCAUUAAAGACGUUUACGAUAAUGUCCAGUACCUUGCGUCCUUAGGAAAGGCACAAACGGCAGCGGUGAAGAGAGACGCAGACGUGGGGGUGGCUGAGGCCAAUCGGGACGCGGGCAUCAGGGAAGCCGAGUGUGAAAAAUCAGCGAUGGACAUAAAAUACAACACGGAUACAAAAAUCGAGGAUAAUGCGCGACUGUAUCAGUUGCAAAAGGCUAAUUUCGAUCAAGAAGUCAACACGGCCAAAGCCGAGGCACAAUUGGCUUACGAACUUCAGGCUGCCAAGAUCAAGCAGAAAAUCAGGAAUGAGGAGAUUCAGAUCGAGGUUGUAGAGAGGCGCAAGCAGAUUGAAGUUGAAGAGCAGGAAGUACGUAGAAAGGAGCACGAAUUGAGAAGUACUGUCCGUUUACCUGCUGAGGCUGAGUACUACAAGAUGGGUAGAAUUGCGGAGGGAAAGAGAACGCAAACCGUAGAAAGUGCAAAAGCAGAUGCAGAAAAAAUUCGACUCCUGGGUGAUGCUGAGGCCCAGAGCCUCGAAAUGGUUGGGGUGGCCGAGGCGGAGAGAAUGCGCCUUAAAGCCGGGGUUUACAAGAAGUAUAACGAUGCUGCAAUACUUAAUAUUGUUCUCAACGCCAUGCCGAAGAUCGCUGCCGAAGUCGCUGCACCACUUGCCAGGACAGAUGAGAUUGUCUUGUUGGGUGGUAACGAUGGAACUAGCGGUGAAUUGACACGUCUCGUUGGCCAAGUUCCACCUGCCGUUCAAGCACUCACUGGUGUUGAUCUUUCCAAAGUUUUAGCUAAAAUACCUGGAGCCAAGUAAUUCACAAUGCGAUUCAUCAACGAGCGUUAACGAUCCAUCCAAUGAAUUCUACCCCACGUAUCCCCCGCCCCCAGAGUACCCACUAUAGCUGUGACGAGAGGAUAUUUGAUCAUAACUGCCACCGAAUUUCCCUCAACUAACUCUGAUUCCACGUGAAACUGAAAAUAAUUCCUCACCACAAAACUUUCGUCUCUCUCCACCCCGAAUUUUUCUACCUCAAUAUUUCUGGUAAAUAGUUUAAAUGCCGAGCAUUAGAGUUGAACAGUUACUUGAAUCGAGUUUUAUUCCUCCGGGCAGAAUUAACGUCGGGAAAUGACCGCGCACAUAUUCAUCACGAUGGUCCGGUCUCGGGGACGCAUAUUAUCAUUCCGUUCGUUGGCACAAGUGAAUAAAAAUAAUGAUUUUCGUUGAGAAAUGAUGAAAUGAACAGCUAUUUUACAUUUUUUUAAACUUUUUUCUGUGACAUUUCCUCACAUUUUUGGAAAUAAAUUCUAUUGAAUUCCUAUUGGAAUUUUAUUAAAAAAAUAUUUUUCGGAGAUAACUUCAGAAUGAAGAGAUGAAAAUCACCGAAUGAUUUCUACAAUGAAUUAUUAUUCUUCCAUAAUUGCUGAUUUCGUCUGGAGAAAAUUCUCAGCAUUGUCCUCCGAAAACCACCCCCGAAACCGUCAAUUGACGUUUACGUGGGAAUUUCAAUAUUAAAUAUAAAAAUAGAAUGAGAAAUAUUGGAUACAUAUUGUUUAUACGAGUCAAAUAUUUUUCAUCAAAUUUUUAUAUUCCAUCAGUUAAAUAAAAAUCGUGGACUAACUUAAUUAUUAAAUUAAUUAUUAAAAUUAAUGUUUCAUCAUUUUACAACUGAAUAAUCCAACGCAUUUUAUCUUCUUUACAUUAUACAACUGCAAUACGCGCAAUAGCCUUGCAAUUAGCUAGUCCAGCGGUUAGAGUUACCUUUGAAAAAUCAGAGUCGAAGCAUCAAAAAGAAAAAAAAAUUAAUUGUGAUCCAGUACGUCUUUUCGACCAUUGUGUUCAACAUGUGUAGGUAAUUUAAACGAAAAUUGAUAAACGCGAUUAUUCAGGACGAUCAUCUGGUUGACUAAGGAAUGAAAGGACAGAGUAAAACAGCUGUGAAGAUCCGUGUACAUAAUAGCUGGAGUCAAAAUGUACAUACACUAAUUAGAUGACCCUGUAACUUCAAUCAGUGAAAUUGAUAACUAUUCUCAAACACCACCCAAUGUAGUGUCAGUGCGUCGAAUAUAUUUUUGGUGUAGAAAAUGAUAAAAUGAUAAAAAGUGUAUGGAUAAUAAUGACAAAACGACGCAUCUGAGUACAAAGAUAAUCAAUUGAUAAAUUUUAAUCAGAAUAGAUUUGAAGUUAUCCAUCGUCUUCCUCCUAGAGUCUCAUGCCAUUAAAAUUACGGGGAUGAAAAAAUUUACGUGAAAAACCUAGUAAUUAUUAAUUUUUUAAAAAUUCGAUUAAAAUAUUCUAAUUGUUUUUCACAAGGAAAUCCAAGAUGUCUCUUUCUAAUCUUUUAUUAUUUUUAAAUAUAAUUAUUUGAGUGAAUUAAAGUUAACGAAAAAUAUCCACUGGAGUUUCAGCAGAACUUCAGAAGAAAUUGAGUAGAUUUUUUAUUAAAUUUUUUCAUGCGCGUCCAGUCAACUUCAAUCAAAGAUUAUAAAAACUAAGUAUGUGAAUUCUCCUCUACAUUUGAUGUUGACUAAAUAAACUGUAUAAUGGAUGAAGAAUAGAAACCAUCAUGGGAAUUACUCGUCAGGUGAUCGUUUACCUUCGCGAUAUGAUUGCAAUUAUUAUAAGCUAAUUUUUUUAACCAGGCUAUUGUUGAUUAACCCCUUGAUUAAUAACAAUCAAGAGGCCUAUUUACGAGUAAUAAUUUUGGUAGUAAAUGAAAAUGUGUUCGAAUUUUACUCGUUCAAAUGCUUCUAGCAAAUUGUGUGUCUUUGUGCAAAAUACCUACUUGUCAAUAUUUUCUAUUGUCUACCAGAAUACUAUUAUUCAAAUUUGUUUCGAUUCGUCAAUGAAUUUUGUACUGUCUCACUUCUCCAGCAGGGGAGACAGUCUGAGUGAAACACGUGUGCAAAAAUCCAACUGCUUAUCUAACUCCACGAACGAGAUUUCUAGCAUCGAUUGAUAUUAUUCUGUAUUUUGUUUUAUUCGGAAGAAAAUUCUAAAGGAGUGCUCAAUUGAUUUGCUUUAAAUCAGGUUCAUAACGUAAAAAAAAUAUGGGGAAAUAAAUAUUCAGCAUUUUUGUCGAAAGUA